GUUUGUGUGUCCGUCACAGAGAGCAGGAGAGGGUGAAGUCGAGAUAAACGUGUGUGGAGAGAUGCCUCUGGAGGUCAGAUGGCCGUUCCCACAGCGCCCCGCUCUGGCCUGGAGGAUCUCCGGCUCCCUGAUCAUGGGCAUGGUCGGAUCCUAUUCCUACUUCUGGACCAAGUACAUGAACCGUUUGAAGGUCCAGAACCAGGAGGUCCUGUUGAACCUGAUCGACCAGCGCCCCCCCGACACCCCCCUCAUCACGCUGUCCAAUCACCAGUCCUGUAUGGACGACCCACACAUCUGGGGCGUGCUGCAGCUGCGACAGCUGUGGAGCUUCAACAAGAUGCGCUGGACGCCUGCAGCCUCCGAGAUCUGCUUCACCGUGGAGCUGUUCUCCAGGUUCUUCAGCCGGGGAAAGUGUGUUCCCGUCUGCAGAGGUGACGGCGUUUACCAGAAGGGAAUGGAUUUCAUUCUGGAGAAACUGAACCAAGGAGAAUGGGUUCACAUCUUCCCAGAGGGCAAAGUCAACAUGACUGAAGAAUUCAUUCGACUGAAAUGGGGCGUGGGUCGGCUCAUCGCAGAUUGCUCCCUCAAUCCGAUCAUCCUGCCGCUGUGGCAUGUGGGUCUGAGUGAUGUUCUGCCCAAUAUGACGCCCUACAUUCCUCGGACAGGCAAGAAAAUCACCGUCCUGGUGGGGAAACCGUUCAGCGUGAAAGAUCUGGUUGAAUCACUCCGAGCUGAAAACAAGAGCCAGAUGGAAAUGAGAAAGACUUUGACUGAUUUCAUCCAGGAGGAGUUUCGGAGCCUGAAGGCCCAGGCCGAGGUUCUUCAUGGGCAGAUCCACACUAGGUCCUGAGUCACAGCCAAUCAGACUUUACCCUAAAACCACGGUAACUUAGAACAUGGGACUGUUUUUACCACAUGUCAUGGUAUCGGCUCACAUCCUCUACUCCGCUGCAGCACCUGGAACUACACAGAAUCCACAGAAUCCUGACAAACCGAAGGUGGUUUCGAUUUCUCAGCUUCAUCGGAAUCAUAAUCAUUGAAAAUCAGGCUCUUCUGUGAAUUUGGGUGCAACAGGAACUCCUCUGUGACUCAGCCAACGUUUCAAACCGGCUUCAAGCUUUGAUUUCAUCGAUCCGAUUCAGGUGCUAAACAGGAUCAGCUCCAGGAGAACCUGUGGAGAGCAGAUGACUGAGGUCCUUGGAUUCCUCAAAGUCUCUGCUGCUCCUGCUGUCCCUCACUGAAGAGAAGAAGAUCUCCAACGUUUGUAGAAUCUCCAGAAUAGAUUGAAGCUUAAGUGCUUCUAAAGUAACUUCAGCUGUGUGUCAGCUGUUCUCCAGCUACCAACCAGCUCAGUGUCCAGAGGAGACAAGAUGAUUCCACGUGUCAUGAUUUACGUCCAAUGCCAACGUCUACUAUCACUGCAGGAAGCAGUGUGUCCUCUAGUUGUGUUGUUCUGGGCGUGGGACACAUCACACUUUAAUGCAUGAGGCCAAAACUUCAACCUUCAAUUCACAACUCUUAAGAUUUCAGUCUUGUGUUAUUUUUAAACCAAAUUCUUUGUCACUGAUGAUAAAAGUCACUGAGCAGAUGAAGGAACUUCUUGUGUCAGUUUACACAACAGUCGAAUAAACUCUCAAUAUUUGAAUGAAAAGGAAGAAGGACGUCUUUGUGCAUUUUGUUGUGAUUUGUUUUCUUGCUCCACACAUCGGGUCACGUUUAAAACCAUCAACUGAUCGAGGUCUCGUGCUGCUGAUGCAUUUUAGAUCCAAAUAUCAGUCACUGUUUUACUCCAGUGACAAAUACAGUCCAGUACAUAUCCUGAGGCUGCUUCACAUUACAAGUUCAACUCUGUUGACCUGAAGCAGCAGUGAUUAGAAAGGCCCGGUUUGCAUCAGAAACGACUUCAGACAUGAAAACACAAAUAGAUUGAAUUCUUCCUGCUUAUGAAGAUGAUUUAAAACCAUGGCAGGAAUCAGAGUCUCUGCCACCACAAGAUAAACUACGAUGCAAAACAGUAACAAGAGAAUGAAAAAUCAAACGCAUACUGUAAAAUAAUUAAAUCAAAUUUGGUUUUGGAUUUAAAAAUACAUAAUUCAGUGAUUCUGGCUUUGCAGGAAGGUUCAGCUCUUCUCUAGCGUUCGGCUUGAAUUCACUUGUUUCCCACUUUCAGGAGAACGUUACACAAAGCUGCUGUUUGUUGAAACACUAAAUGUUCACUGUGCUCCUCUGUUCUAUAGAUCUAUAGAUCUAUAAUCUGAAGGUCAGCUGUCUGUCAGAGAGACGCAUGCAGAGUCAAUGUUCAGAUAUGAUGAAGCUAAUUGUUCCAUUUUCAGUUCUGUUUAACUUUAAAUCAGUUCUGCUCUCUGUAAACCUCCCAAACUUCACAUUAAUAUUGUUCCCUAGUGGUUUAGAUUAUUUAUUUUCCCAACACAUGAAACUGAGUUUUCUGUCGACCUCUCAACUUGUCACACGUGUUUAUAACUUGUUCAUCACAGAGGUCGGUGGCUUUGAUAAAGAAGGAAAGGCUGAGUGACCUCUGUGUAUUCUGAUUAAUGUAUUGCCUUACUGUGAUUGCCAAUCUUUCCUAUUGUACGUGAAUGUCAAUAAAGUGUGAGACUUUUCUAAAUUAGA
Molecule: messenger RNA, 2631 nt
Organism: Limanda limanda (common dab)
Lineage: Eukaryota; Metazoa; Chordata; Actinopteri; Pleuronectiformes; Pleuronectidae
Gene: tafazzin
Product: tafazzin, phospholipid-lysophospholipid transacylase
Exons: 11
Coding region: 62-850 (262 amino acids)
Biological process (GO): cardiolipin acyl-chain remodeling; inner mitochondrial membrane organization
Cellular component (GO): mitochondrial membrane
Molecular function (GO): 1-acylglycerophosphocholine O-acyltransferase activity
Source: RefSeq, a predicted model, not a curated record